CUUCAAACCAUCAACCAUCAUCCCAUUCUCAUUUCAAGAACACAAUGGCAUCAAACUCCAUCUCUUGGAGCGCUAAGCAGAACAAGUUAUUUGAAACAGCACUCGCUAUUUAUGAUCGAGACACCCCUGACCGCUGGCAGAAGAUUGCGACGGCCGUGGGUGGCAAGUCUGCCGAAGAAGUCAAGAAGCAUUACGACUUGCUUGUCGAAGACCUUAGGCAUAUAGAGUCUGGUUAUGUUCCUUCACCCAACUACAGACAUUGAUCUAUGUACUCUUAUCUUAUGUUCCAGAUCAUUCAAAAUAAUUUUAUUGGAUUAUGUCUUUCGACGUGCCUUGUAUGAUCAAAUUUAUCGGUAUAUUGGUUUGGAACAGAAGUUUUACUUGGCGUAUAUAUUGUAAUAAAUUCGGUUAUGAUAUUGUUUUUUUGUUUUU
Helianthus annuus (common sunflower) is the source of this 432-nucleotide messenger RNA. RefSeq names its product protein RADIALIS-like 5. Gene Ontology annotation, molecular function: DNA-binding transcription factor activity. NCBI's taxonomy places the organism in Eukaryota, Viridiplantae, Streptophyta, Magnoliopsida, Asterales, Asteraceae. The record is from RefSeq and is a predicted model, not a curated record. The coding region runs from base 45 to 263 and encodes 72 amino acids. The transcript has a single exon.